CCACCACAACACACUCUCUUCUCAUUUUCCGUUCUCUAUAUAAAAGGACUCCUCAAGUCCCCACAAAGUCCUCUUCCGUUGCCUUUUUCUUAUUCUCGCUUUUUUCCGUACACUUGGCCCUCUCGUCCUUGGCGAUCAAAACCCUAGGUCCCGCCAUUGCUCCUCCAGGUCUCCCGCACCUCUGACCACUCUAAAUCGGAGCUCCGUUUCGCUUCUUUCUCACUCUCUACUCUGAUUUCAGAGGUGUUGGUUGCUGUUUGUUCUGUGGAGGUUUGGUGAUUGAGAGAUACUAUGGAUUCUCCUGUUGCUGCUGCUGCUGCUGCACGUAAACCUGUUGUUGAUCCAUCUACUGUUGGGAGAGAGUUUGUUAAUCAGUACUACUACAUUAUGUAUAACAUGCCUGAGCAUCUGCACCGGUUCUAUCAAGAGAUCAGUAAGGUUGGGCGUGUUGGACAGGACGGAUUCAUGCGCGAUUUCUCUACCUUACUAGGUAUAAGUGAGGAGCUUAAGUCACUGACUUGUGGAGAUUUCAAAUCGGUUGAGAUAACCAGUUAUGAUACCCAAGAGUCUCACAGUGGUGGUUUCCUCCUUGCUGUUACUGGAUACUUCUCUCAAAACGAGAGAUUGAGGAAGAAAUUCAGCCAGACUUUCUUCCUUGCUCCGCAAGAAAAUGGGUUCUUUGUUCUUAAUGACCUCCUCAGAUUUGUCAAUGAGGAUCCUAAGAAUAAUGUUCCAGAUGCCAAAGAUGGUGAAGUUGUUUCUGGGAAAAUCUCUACAAGAUCCGGUCUUAGUGAUGCUCCUACAGGCAAUAAGGACUUGGAGCAAGCUGCAUGUGUUUCAGCGAAUCCUGUUUGUAUGGAAGUGUCUAAACCCUUGAAUAAUGAGAAUGGUAAGGAUAAUGUUCUGGUACCUGAGAUUGUCAAUGAAGAAGUUCCAGGGAUUGAAAUUACUUGCAAAGAAGUUGCAGUGGAGUCACUGAAAUAUUAUGACCCAGCUGAUGGACUAGAAAAUGUUCCAAAGAAAUCGUAUGCCUCUGUGUUGAAGGUGACGAAGGAUAAAUCUGGAGUUUCAGCUGCCUCCUCAUUGUCGCUGAAGCAGAUACCCAAAUACCAAGAACCUCAAGCACCUUCAGAUCCUCCUCCAGUCCAGAUACUUAAAGACCAAGGACCUCAAGCAGGUUCAGAUACUUCUCAAGUGGUAGAAUCUGAGACAGUUUCUGAGUCUGUUGACAAUGGGCACACUCUGGAAGUGGCUGAGGGUACAUCUGUUUAUGUGAAACAUCUUCCUCCAAAUGCCAACAUUGCGAUGCUUGAGACUGAGUUUAAGCAAUUCGGGGUUAUUACCAAUGGUGGGAUUCAAGUUAUAAGCCAAAGGGGAGGUGGUUAUCCUUAUGGUUUUGUUGAGUUUAAGGAGGCAGAUGCUGCCCAGAGAGCAAUAGAGGCUUCUCCUGUAACGAUUGGUGGGCAGAGAGCUUUUGUGGAGGAGAAGCUAUCGACAUCAAGAGGUCACAGAGGAAAUGGAUACGGAAACAGAAACGUGGGAGGAGUGAGAGGAAGAGGAAGUUAUGGAUAUGGCCAUGAUUACAGGAGGGGAGGUGGUGGAGGAGGAGGAGGAAGGUCUUUUAAUCGUAAAGGCAAUGAAUAUGUCGCCAGCAUCAACUCAUACUAAACCGGAUUGGGUUCUUUUGUGGUAAACCGGAUUAUUGAUUUUUGCAACAGGUAAAAAAGAAGACAGAUUUGGUAGAUAUAAUAUAUCUCGGGUAUUAUAAUUUUACUGCUAAAAAAAAAAGAAACUUGUAUUUGUCGGGAUAUGAAGGAUUGUUUGGUAAGACGUUUCUGAUUCGACGAUCUGGUAAAAUAUUAUGUGAAGGUUCUAUAUUUUAAACUUUAAAGAAUGUGUUCGAAAGCU
Molecule: messenger RNA, 1908 nt
Organism: Capsella rubella
Lineage: Eukaryota; Viridiplantae; Streptophyta; Magnoliopsida; Brassicales; Brassicaceae
Product: putative G3BP-like protein
Exons: 10
Coding region: 292-1668 (458 amino acids)
Cellular component (GO): ribonucleoprotein complex; cytosol
Molecular function (GO): mRNA binding
Source: RefSeq, a predicted model, not a curated record